AUGGGGCGAGAUGCACGCAACACGACAGAACCAGGACCUCAACAACCUCCUUAUGGCUUCCAACUCCAUUCGAGUAACAUGUCUUCUGCCGAGACAUCUGUAGCGGUCAAAGCAAAGAGAAGAAGAACGAGUCCCCAGGACUGUGCCACCCUCGAAGCCGCGUACCAACAAAACUCCAAACCAGACAAGGCCGAAAGAGCCCAGAUAGUCCGCCGGGUUGCACUCGGCGAGAAAGAAGUUCAGAUAUGGUUCCAGAACCGUCGCCAGAAUGACCGCCGUCGGUCCAAACCACUGCAGCCUCAUGAGCUCGUUGCCCAUCUACGUAACAAUGCUGCGAGCCCUGUUCCUGCUCAGACGAGCUCAUCUCCAGUUCCUGAGGACCUUUCCGCCUCUUUGCCCCAUUUCAACUCAACUCUGGCGCCUGUUGAGCCAAUCAACCGACCCGCUUCGCGAGGCUCAAGCAUUCACGAUCUUCUCAACCCAUCCCCAUCAGAGGAUGAGACUAGCGUCAAGCAUAGCUCCCAGGAAACCCUUGGCAGAAUCACGCCGCCAUCCAGCUUUGAGGAGGGCGGGUUGAGCAUUGGGACCAUGCCGCCUGCAGAUGGGAUUCAAAAGGACGUGCCCGAGAAUUGUGAUACCCAGUUGGAAGCUAGUAGUGACCAGGGAAGCGCUAGAAAGAGAGGCCACGAUGAGAUGACCGGAGUAAAAUCUCCUAGUCACGGACCAGAGGGACAAGGGAAGACCGGAGUGAUCAGUGUCUCUAAGGAACCUCUUGUGAGAACGUCGAGUUUUGUACGGCUGGCAAUGACUGUGGACGGAGCUGUCAAGGUUCGGACCAACAAUGACCCCACACCAUCCCCAGAAAAGCCACGGGCUUCACCUCCAACCGCACAUAACAAGGAAAAGGCCCCCCUGGUUCGCAGCAAAAGCGCCUUGAAUGGUGUGGAGGUUUUCCGCGAGAGCGCACAAGGGGCAGGGUCGAAAGGAAUAUUUGGCCGAUCUCGGGACGCCAGAACUUGGGAGUUUUACUGCGAUAGUAAGACCAAAGAUGCCCUUUCGACCCAGGCUGAAGCCGAAAGUGCGGGAUCUGCUGUCAGCGCCAUCAACCUCAUUCGAUCAAACAGUUUCAAGCCGCGUCUGCAGGCUCUCAGCCCAUCUUUGUCGAAGACCAAUGCUCGCCUGGCCACUCCGAAAGAAACCAGACGGAAGCUGUCUCGCGCGAAGUCUUCACUGGGGCGUCUACAAGGCCUGGAUUUAGCGGUGGAGCCAUCGGGUUGCAAAUCUAAGCCUGUUCACGGCCACGUCAGAUCACCAUCUGGAGACUCAGACAAAGAGAAUUGGGCGCCUGGUACGAGACUGUCGGAGCAUCCUUUACGCAGAACGCAGCCUAGCGCACGUCAACGGCCGGUCUUGCAGGAAAAUGAGGAGAUGACGUUCCCAGAUGCCAGUUCUUCACGAAAGCGCCAUGAAGAAGGGUUUGACAGUCAGCAAUCCCCAACAAAAGAGAAGGCCAAAGGUGAAGAGCUCGACUGCGUGCAGGGGCUGCUUUCGCUCAGCCAGGGAGCUUGGUCCAGAUGA
Molecule: messenger RNA, 1578 nt
Organism: Cladophialophora psammophila CBS 110553
Lineage: Eukaryota; Fungi; Ascomycota; Eurotiomycetes; Chaetothyriales; Herpotrichiellaceae
Exons: 3
Coding region: 1-1578 (525 amino acids)
Biological process (GO): cell differentiation; regulation of transcription by RNA polymerase II
Molecular function (GO): RNA polymerase II cis-regulatory region sequence-specific DNA binding; DNA-binding transcription factor activity, RNA polymerase II-specific
Source: RefSeq, a predicted model, not a curated record